Camelina sativa (false flax) is the source of this 1008-nucleotide messenger RNA. RefSeq lists its product as uncharacterized. The record is from RefSeq and is a predicted model, not a curated record. Lineage: Eukaryota; Viridiplantae; Streptophyta; Magnoliopsida; Brassicales; Brassicaceae.
CAUCUCAUCACAACUUCCUAUCCUAUACUAUAUAUAAUAAAACCUACAACUCCGAAAGGUUUAGAUCUCUCUCAUUCUAUUUGCAACUGAGUAGUAUUUGUAAAAACAAAAACAUAAAUGGCACGCUUAGAAAUGCACAACUCCAUAAAUGGUGCUGCAAGAAUCUCUUUCUCUAACGAGUUUGUCGAAAUCAGAUCGGAGAAGAGUAAUGCUAAGAUCAACAACAUUAGCUCGAGAAGCUCUUUCUCCAUGCACUCUGCUGAUUUCGCUUUCUCUGUCACCGACUACCUCAUGAUUCCCGCCGAUGAGAUCUUCCUCAAAGGAAAGAUCUUACCUUUUAAGGAGACCAGUCACGUCCACAGAACACUAAAAGAAGAGCUUCUUUUGGAAGAAGAGGGUUCUGUCGUCGAUCGCAACAUCUUUUCCCUCAGGCCAAUAUCGUUAUCUUCUUCAUCUUUUUCUACAAAGGGCACGUGGAGGGAGAUGUUGGGCCUUAAGAGGACUCAUGUUAGAUCUAAGAUCACUGAUGAAGUCAGUGAGGCAAAUAUUUUCUCACUGAGUCAAGAUCACAAAACAAUCUCAGGAAAUGUUGCGAGGAAGGAGUGUCAAGUUGCAGAUACAUGAUGAACAAAUUGUAGAGCUCUCAUUUUGGUUUCUAGAAAUUAAUUUAGAUUAUUUAUGAUAAUCAAGAUUAACUGUAUCUAUAUGUUCUUUGGGGGAGAAGAUGGUUCCAACAAGUAUUUUUGGUUCACGUGUUUUGUUGUUCUUGUCAGUGUUUUGUUUUGUUGUAGAAACAAUAAUUUAGUCGGAACGUCUCUGUUUUUCAUGCAAGUGAUGAUUUGUGUGUAUAAGAAAAAGAAAAAAAAGAAGUUUUUAUCACUUUUAGUUUACAAGUUGUAAACAUGGACUUGUUUCGCGAUUUUUUAUCAGAAACAUGUACUAAGACAGCUUAAACACACAAUGAAAUACAUAUAGAAGCUCAUAAAACUUCUGUCAAAAGAAUGUAGU